GGCACAUGUAUACGUACAACUUCGGCGACCAUUCACGUUGCUCCACGCGUUCUGCAUACGCUUACUGUACUGCAUGCUUAGCGUGAAGGUGGGUUUACGGUUACUCCUUUUUUGCAUUGCCAUUGGAUUAAACGCCGGCAAUCGUUUUAAUACCAGGAUCUUUUAAGAACUGAACCAAAACAAAAGGUAUUAUUAAAGAUGAGGCUUUGGUGGUAUGCAGUCACUCUGGCUCUGGUGCUGAGCUGUACCGUGGUGCAUUGCCAGGAAGAUGAAGAUGAAUUUGAUCUAGGGGAUGAGGUGGAAAUCGAGGAUGAACCAGAACCUGAAGUUGUCAAAGAGAAGGUUAUAGUGCAAUACGUCCCGCCUCAUGCCAAAGGCCCCACUAACUUCCAUGAUGCCUUUCUUGAGGAAUCUGCCCUGGGAAAGAGAUGGGUCCAGUCCACUGCCAAGAAGGACGGAGUGGAAGCUGACUUGUCCAAGUUUGAUGGGAAGUGGUCCAUUGAGGAACCAGUUGACCAGCCCCUACAGGGUGAUCUAGGCUUAGUACUCAAGUCAAAAGCCAAACAUCAUGCUGUAGGAGCCAUGCUGGACAAGCCAUUUGUUUUUGAAGAGGAGCCAUUCAUAGUGCAAUAUGAAGUGAAGUUCCAGAAUGGCAUGGAAUGUGGCGGUGCAUACAUCAAGCUUCUAUCCCAAACCCCGGACUUGCAGCUGAAAAAUAUGAAUGACAAAACGCCCUACACCAUCAUGUUUGGACCUGACAAGUGUGGCAAUGAUCAAAAGUUGCAUUUUAUCUUCAGGCAUAAGAACCCAGUCACCGGAGCGUAUGAGGAGAAGCACGCUAAGAAACCAUCAGGCAACUUCGCUCGCGUCUUCACUGACAAAAAGACUCAUCUUUUCACACUAGUGGUGAACACUGACAACAACUUUGAGAUCUUCGUGGAUCAGACCAGCGUGAGUCAAGGCAACCUUCUUGAAGACAUGACGCCACCUGUCAACCCACCUGAGGAAAUCGACGAUCCAAAUGAGGAGAAGCCACAGGAGUGGGACGACAGGAAAAAGAUCCCGGACCCAGAUGCCACUAAGCCGGAUGACUGGGAUGAAGACGCGCCAGCUACCCUUGUUGAUGAGGAUGCAGUCAUGCCAGAGGGCUGGCUGGAGGAGGAGUCGGAGCUCAUGGAUGACCCGGAUGCUGAGAAACCAGAUGACUGGGAUGACGAGAUGGAUGGGGAAUGGGAACCACCAAAAAUAAAGAAUCCAUUGUGUGAAGACGUCGGUUGCGGCAAGUGGGAGAAACCGACCGUUCCCAACCCAGACUACAAGGGCAAGUGGAAGCGUCCCAUGAUUGAUAACCCGGCCUACAAAGGGGAAUGGAAACCCAGGAGGAUAUCCAAUCCAGACUACUUCGAAGAUUCCGAACCCUUCCGUAUGACCGCAAUCGCUGCGGUUGGCUUGGAACUCUGGUCAAUGACCGAUAGUAUAUUGUUUGAUAACUUCAUCGUGACGUCCAGUCGCGACGUGGCUGAUGAGUGGGCCGCUGACACGUGGGCAAUCAAGCAGAAGCAAGAAGGAAGCUCCAGCUCAGCGGACAGUGUCGUCUCUGGCCUGAUGAGUGCUGCAGAGGAUCGGCCCUGGCUCUGGGCCAUCUACGCCCUCGUCCUUAUCAUACCUCUCUUUGUAUGCUUCAGAGUCUGCUUCCGUGGGUCUCCAUCUGAUGCCGAGGAUGCCAAGAAAUCAGACGAAGCCAGCCCCGACGACGAGACAAAGGAGGAAGGGGAAGAGCAAGAAGGUGAAGAGGAGGCAGAGGCAGCCGAGGGUGAAGAGGAGAGCAGCGUCAGGCAGCGCAAGAAAGCCACCAAGGCUGACUUGGAGCAAACCGCUGAUCAGGAGGAUACUCCAGCUGAAUCUACUGAAGCUGCUGGGGACACAGUCAGAAAGUCGCCCCGAAAAGGCAAAGGAAAGACGCGUAAAGAGUAACUGCAUAACCCAUUCUUCCAGUUUUUGCUACCUACAAGAUGUGUUUCUUGGGUUGGAGAAUUCACUUUCAGAUGAUAGAGGCGUGAGUGACUGCAUUAAACAUGAAAUGUUUUUUUUCUUCAACUGUUUGGAUUUGGUUCAUGAUGUUUGUACCCUGAUAGCCAAGUCAGUUUUGUUAAGGGUUCCAAAACAAUGCACCACACCCGAUCAGUCAAUAAUAGCGUGGUGAUAGUUGUAUUAGAUACAUUUCAAAUUUGAUUUCUGUUGGUAUCACUUUCCACUGUGAAAGUAGAUCAAGAUCAAAAUUGCAGACAAAUAUUAAAAUUCUGACUAAUGGUGAGUUGUUAAGUGGUAAAGAAGUCAUAAAUUUGAAUUAUUAAAGACUUGACACAAAACCCUUUUUUCCUUGGCUCUUUUUUGUUGACCGAGACAGUCAGAGCAGAAAGAGCAUAGUUUUCAGAAUAACAAGUCUUUUUCUGAUUGCAAAUUGUGAAGGAUCACCAUACUUCAGUCGUUCGAUUCAUUUGUUUUAGUAGUACGUGGAAAGUCAUUUAAAAUAUUUGGUUGCUGGAUUUAGGUCCGUGACCCCAGAACACUGCAAUCACAUUGAUUCAUUUCCACGAAUGACACAGAUUUGUGAGAUAUUCUCAAUCUUAGCAUAAUAGUGUUGAGUAGUUUUUGAACUCUAAUCAGUAUUGGUUGUUGAACCCUUCAUCGAAUGCCUCACAACGAUUUAUGAAUCAUUCAAAGUAGUUGUAGUUGAUGAAAUGACAUUCAUCUAAUAUCAAAGUGAACUUAAGAGCAUUGCAUUUGGUUUCAGUGCUGUACCAAUGUGGCCAUUCGGACAUUUAGAUACCACCUAAAAUGUAGAAGCUAGUUUUAAGUGUAGGCCACUUUGCAAAUUAAUGCAACUCUAAUCCAUUGUCUUGAGUUGCAAUCUUACUUUUCAUUUCAUUUUUUUUUUUUUUCAAAACACUUCCUGUGACUGAAUGAUACUUGAGCACCAGUAUUCAUCUUGUGCUUAUGCUCUGGCGCAUUGCAUUAAAAUUACAGUGCAUUGCAUUAAAAUUCCGGUGAGUUAAAACUUGUUGCUCUCACUCCAUGCCAUUGGCAAGUGAAAAGCAGUGCUCAUAGCACUAGGUGUCGUGUCAUGGUUAUCAUAAUUUACUCUUCAUGAAAAGCAAUACAUGAUUUUAAUGUUGAAUUUGAUCGUUUCCGUACAAGUAUUUUGGUAUUAGUGGUUUUUACUUUUUUACUUUUAUUUGUUCGAGGUGUGACAUGUGUUGUCUGUUAAUUGUACUAUUGGGAACAUACAGCUUUAGGUAAUGCAGAUUUCAGAAGUUAAAACGUGUAUUGUGCGUCAAUAUUUUCACGAGUUUACAAAUAUUGAGCAGUGAUAUGACAGGGACAUGUUGUGUAAAAAUUGAUACUCAGAAAGAAACAAAUUGUAAUUUUGUUUCCAGUUUGUUCUCGCGGGAUAGGUUGGUUCCAGCCCCAUAAUCAGUAUAGAUAAUGUAAGGACCUGGAGCCUGUCAGCUCGCAAAGCUGAUCUGAUUGUGGCCAAAACAAACCAAAAAACUCCAGAGGGUUGCAGACAUCCAACAAAAAAAGGGGGAAAGGAGGGUUUUGGUUGAACAUUUUAAAAAUUUUGAAAUUUGAAGAGCAUGGGAAAGGCAACUUUAAUUUGACCGAAGUGCAGAUUUGUGUGAUUUUGGAUUAUUUUAUGAUCAGGUGAUUGUAGGUUCAAUCGUGAGUAUUGUGUACGUGGUAGAAAUUACUGUAGUUUACCCAGCAUAUGAGGAACUGUGGCUCUUAUAUGGAUGUACAUGUAUUAAAAGCCAGGAACAUAAUGAUAUGCUGUAAAGUAGAAUGUUAGUAUUGUGGUAAGCUUCUGAAAUUUAUACAAUUUGAUGUUAAAUAAUUGUUCAACUGUAACAUGGUUAUUGGCUGGUAAGAAUUCCAUGAUCUUUAGUUUUUUUUUGUCGUAAUCCUGGUCCAUACGGUAAAAGGUUCAGUUGGACACUUCAGCAAAUGAAUUCUUGUUUUGUUUUUGAUAAUUCCUUUAUAGAAUUGUGGAUUGAAGUGACACAGGAAACCCCAACUCAAUAUCGGAAUAGCUUCCAAGCUUUUAAAGAAUUUGUUAUGGGAUGUUCAUCGUUCUGAUACUUGGAACAGGCCAAAUGUUUGUCGAGAUUUGUUCAAAUGUUAUUCAUCCAUGUGUUUAUUAAUAGCGUAGUCUAUGCAAUUUUCAUUUGUACACUGGUUCAUUAAUCAACUUCUUCGCAUGAUUCUUGUGAAUCUUAUUCUGCAAUAAAAGACACUUCAUUUCACGUUGCGGGAUAUGUUGUUUAUUGUCAGAAAUUUCAACAUUUCUUUGACAAUUAUAAAAAAAAAAAGCAACUGUGCAGAUUUGAUGAUUAAAAAAAAUGAUUUGUUGGCCAAAACUUAAAUAAUUUGUCAGUCAAAAUCAUUGUACGAUCUCGACUUGUUUUUAAUUUUUUUAUUUUGGUAAACUCCCAUCUACACUCCCAGCCCAUUAUUAUGAAGAACUUUCUUUGGCAAAUGGUCUAUUAUUCCCAUACCUACUAUUCGGGGUAAUUGAUACGAGUUAUAUCUUUGAUUGAAUAAUUAUUGGGCAUGCUACUGUCCUACCGUCCCCUAUUGAAGGCAGAAACAAACUUAUACACACAAUUUGCACUUAAGGACACAUGAGGAUCAUUUGCUUUUCAUGCAUGUUGUUCCCUUUUUAAUAAUAAAAUCACCCGAAGAAAAAAGAUGAAUGUUCAAAUCCUGA
Messenger RNA from Patiria miniata (bat star), 4768 nucleotides. RefSeq names its product calnexin-like. Gene Ontology annotation, cellular component: endoplasmic reticulum; endoplasmic reticulum membrane. Gene Ontology annotation, biological process: protein folding. NCBI's taxonomy places the organism in Eukaryota, Metazoa, Echinodermata, Asteroidea, Valvatida, Asterinidae. The transcript is spliced from 18 exons. The record is from RefSeq and is a predicted model, not a curated record. Gene Ontology annotation, molecular function: calcium ion binding. The coding region runs from base 199 to 1974 and encodes 591 amino acids.